Durio zibethinus is the source of this 2795-nucleotide messenger RNA. RefSeq names its product auxin response factor 1-like. Gene Ontology annotation, molecular function: DNA binding. Gene Ontology annotation, cellular component: nucleus. The record is from RefSeq and is a predicted model, not a curated record. Lineage: Eukaryota; Viridiplantae; Streptophyta; Magnoliopsida; Malvales; Malvaceae. Gene Ontology annotation, biological process: response to hormone; regulation of DNA-templated transcription.
AAAACAAAAACAAAAGGAAAAACCUAGAGAGAGAAAGAGAGGGAGUGUGUGUAAGAAAAAGAACAGAAAAAGAGGCAGCCAUAGCCAAAAGAGGUCGUGUCGGCUUCGACCGAACAUUGACGCGCAUCCACUCAUUUACACUAUUGAACGGUGAGCACUGAAAGCACAAGGUUUACAUAGUUUGAUUGCUUUCUGCUGAUCUGAGGGGUGUUUCAAUGGCAUUUGCGGCUUCAAAUCUUCCAUCUGCUGAACAACAAGCAGGCAUUACUGAUGAUCCUUUGUAUCGAGAACUAUGGCAUGCCUGUGCUGGACCUCUUGUCUCACUUCCUCGUGAAGGGGAGCGUGUUUAUUACUUUCCACAAGGUCAUAUGGAACAGCUUGAGGCAUCAAUGCAUCAGGGGCUAGAGCACCAAAUCCCUUCAUUCAAUUUGCCUUCUAAAAUACUUUGCAAAGUGGCUUCUGUUCAGCGUAAGGCUGAACCUGAUACAGAUGAAGUUUAUGCCCAAAUAACUCUGGUACCUGAAGUAGAUCAAAGCAAGGUUACUAGCCCAGAUGACCCACUUCCUGAACCUGAAACGGUCAUGGUCCAUUCGUUUUGCAAGACCCUUACUGCUUCUGACACAAGCACCCAUGGUGGAUUCUCAGUUUUGCGUCGGCAUGCAGAUGAUUGUCUGCCCCCAUUGGAUAUGACCCAGCAGCCACCUUGGCAGGAAUUGGUUGCAACUGAUUUGCAUGGCAAUGAGUGGCAUUUUCGGCAUAUUUUUCGAGGGCAACCUAGGCGCCACUUACUAACUACUGGGUGGAGUGUCUUUGUUAGUUCCAAAAAAUUAGUAGCUGGUGAUGCAUUCAUAUUCCUGAGGGGAGCAAAUGGGGAGCUGCGUGUUGGUGUGAGGAGGCUUAUGAGACAACAGGCAAAUAUGCCAUCUUCUGUUAUAUCUAGUCACAGCAUGCAUCUUGGGGUGCUUGCCACUGCAUCUCAUGCCAUUGCUACGCGAAGUAUGUUUUCUGUCUUCUACAAGCCCAGAACAAGCCCGUCUGAGUUCAUUGUGGGUGUAAACAAAUAUCUUGAAGCUCAAAGCCAUAAGCUAUCCGUUGGGAUGAGGUUCAAAAUGAGAUUUGAGGGUGAAGAGGUUCCUGAAAGAAGAUUCAGUGGCACAAUCGUUGGUGUUGGGGAUAACAAAUCAUCUGAAUGGGCCAAUUCUGAGUGGAGAUCUCUAAAGGUUCAAUGGGAUGAACCUUCAUCAAUCCUGCGUCCUGAUAGAGUGUCCCCUUGGGAAUUGGAGCCGCUUGUUGCAACUAAUACCUCUUCAAACUCUCAACCUGCGCAUAGGAACAAGCGAGCUCGACCACCUGUUCUAUCUUUACCAUCUUCAGAUCUUUCUUCACUCGGUAUGUGGAAAUCAUCAGUUGAAUCUCCCUUCUCGUAUUGUGAUGCACAACGGGGACAUGCAUUACAAAAAUUAUCCUCUGCUGCAAAGCCUAACUCUGUUGGCUUUAGUGGGAAUGGCUCCCUGGCUGCAGUUUCUAGUAACUCAAUGUAUUGGUCUAACCCAGUGGAGAGUGUUACAGAAUCUUUUGCGCCAGUUAUUAACAAAGAAUCUAGUGAAAGAAAGCAGGGCACCGGGAAUGGCUGCAGGCUGUUUGGUAUUCAGUUACUUGACAAUGUGAACAUGGAAGAAAAUUCCCUUGUGGCUGGGGGAGAUGAACAGCCUGUUCCAUCACUAGAUGAUGACUCUGACCAGCUCUCUGAUCCAUCAAAUCUUAAUCGGUCUGAUCUUCCUUCUAUAAGUUGUGAUCCUGAGAAGUCAUGCCUGAGAUCCCCUCAGGAGUCACAGAGCAAUCAAAUUCGGAGCUGCACAAAGGUUCACAUGCAAGGUAUGGCAGUUGGGAGGGCUGUCGAUUUGACACGAUUUGACUGUUAUGAUGACUUGCUAAGGAAGCUGGAGGAGAUGUUUGACAUUAAAGGUCAGCUCUGUGGAUCUGCUAAGAAUUGGCAGGUUGUCUAUACUGAUGAUGAAGAUGACAGGAUGAUGGUUGGAGAUGAUCCUUGGAAUGAAUUUUGCUGCAUGGUGAGGAAAAUUUUUAUCUACACGUCAGAGGAAGUAAAAAAGCUAUCACCCAAGAUAAAACUUCCAGUCAAUGAUGAAAUCAAACCAGCCAAUCCUGGUGUUGACACAGUUGUCAACCCAGAAGACCGUUCGUCAGUUGUUGGUCCUGGGUGCUAAGGUAGCUGGGCCUUUAUGCACUGCAGGAGCGUAGUGCUUCUAUAGAAGAGAUAGAGAAAAAAAAAAAAAAAAAGGAACACGGUGCUCAAGAUUUUGUCUAUAUAUGCAUUACCCAGAUUAUAUACCACCGUGAAGUGGCCAUUCUAAAAUGGCUUGAGACAUUAUCCAUAUCUAGGAGCCUGCUGUUCUGUCAACAUAUUCAUCUGGAGAGUAAGAUGUGCUUUUAAAAAGUUUUUGUGAAGCAAUUCUCAUAGUGAUUGUUCAUUCGGAUUUAAGUAGGCUCAAAAGUUUGUUUCUCCUCCAGGUGCUCAAAUGAAAGUUGCCCUCCACCUCCACCUCCACCUCCACCUCCACCUCCACCACCAACACCUACCUUUUUAGUUUUCCUUUUAACCUUUAUUUGUCAAUUUAUUUUUGUUAUAUAAUAUACAACAUGGCACACUUGUCCUUUGUAUAUAAAUAUAUAGAGGGUUGCUAUCUUUUGGUUACCCUGCUGAUUUGGAUGUGUUUUGUUUUGGUUUCUCUUUAGUGGGAAGAAUUAUACAGGCAAUAAAUGUUCCUUUUUCUUAA